Messenger RNA from Strongylus vulgaris, 408 nucleotides. The record is from the annotation of a GenBank genome assembly. Lineage: Eukaryota; Metazoa; Nematoda; Chromadorea; Rhabditida; Strongylidae.
UUGCACUUUAGAACGAACGAUCUAGAAUUGGAACUGGACGACGACUUUUGCUCAUCAGAUUCUUCACCUCUGGUUUCACCUAGUUUGCGAACUCCUGCCAUAGCCCUUCCCCCUCCUCCACCUAAAAGCGCUCCACCAUUCUCGCAAGCAGCACAGUUUACGAAUUCUGCUUCAAUCUGCAAUGGAGACGUGUCACUCAGCAAUGGUGGCACUCCAACGACGCUUCAUCCAGAUGAUAGUUUGCUUCGACCAAGAGAUCUAGAAACGAAUGGCAAAAGAGUGGAAAUACAGAGUUGUUACGCUUGUGCUCCUGCUUUACUGUUUGGCUUACUGCGAUAUGAGCAAACCGUUCAAGAAUGUGUUCAAAAAACGACAUCGGAGUUGUUGAGUGCCAUUAGAGACAAUUAA